Messenger RNA from Parascedosporium putredinis, 891 nucleotides. NCBI's taxonomy places the organism in Eukaryota, Fungi, Ascomycota, Sordariomycetes, Microascales, Microascaceae. The record is from the annotation of a GenBank genome assembly.
AUGAUUUCAAAGAUCACCUCUCAAGUCACGGUGGAACCGUUGAGCCUCGCCAAUGGUUCCGGGCCCAGCUUCGGCGCCGCGGUCAACAACGUUGACUUGGAAAAUAUCUCUGGUCCUCGUCAUCAAGGGCCAGGGCCACGCCUCCCCAAGGCGCAGUACGAGAUCACGCAGCGCUUCGACCCAGAGGCCCAGGGCGCCUACGGCCACGGCAAGACUCUGGACGCGAAGCGCUCGAUCCUGCACCCCGAUCUGAAGACGGUGCCGCACCAGCCCCAGGUUCAGGUGAUCGGAAACGGAUUCGUACCCUCGUACGAAGGUCUGGAGAAUAUCCAGCUGCGUCACCCCCACCACCGCACCUUUCACGAGACCACCAUCCCGGACGAGGACGACCUCGACUUCACCCGUUUCUACCGGUACGACGACGGCACGGGCGACGAGAUGCAGGUGCCGCUCGGCACGACCGCCUUUGUCAACGGCGAAACCAUGUACGAUCUCCUGUCCGAGGAGGACAAGACGUUUGCGCGCGAGUCCAAGGUGGACGGAGCUGCCCCCGUCGAUCCUUUGGCCAUCCAAGUCCUGCCUCUGUGCUGGAAGAACCCCGUGACCGGGCGUCUGGCCCUGCAGGUGCACCCGUCCGCUGUGAGGAAGCUGCACCUCGCGGACGGCACCGUCAUCGAUGACCUGGAAAAGGUUCGCGACACCGUCUACCGUCUGCAAAGGCCCGGCAUCGCACCUGAGCUCGUAUAUGCGCACGAUUGGCAGGAGAGUGAUUUUGUCAUCUUCCACAACCGCGGCGUCCUCCACUCCGUGGUCGGCGCCUUUGCCCCUGACGAAGUUCGUCUGUUUAGGCAAUGCAAUAUCGCGGGGAGCGAAAUGCCGGUGGGACCAUGA